Messenger RNA from Miscanthus lutarioriparius, 1002 nucleotides. The record is from the annotation of a GenBank genome assembly. Lineage: Eukaryota; Viridiplantae; Streptophyta; Magnoliopsida; Poales; Poaceae.
AUGGCGCCGCCUGAUGAUCUUAGCUUGGAAGAUUGGAUGGACACCAGGACCGACUCCUACGACAUCUAUGUUCUUGGGUACUCCACUUUGCCAACCGAUUUGUCAUCUCUUAAUUUAUCAGCGUUGUCUUUCAUCAGGAUGGUGCAGUUCCAGGAGAUGGUGCCACUGAACGCGAGGAGCGUGCUUGGCCCGAAACAGAGGCGGGCAACCAUGAAGUGGCAGCUGCUCAUCGGUGACGCAUUGAACAACAGGAGGCAUGGUGAUGGAGCUGCAGCAAUGCACGAUCAACGAGGACAGAGCGGCUUGUUCAGGUGCCUCAUGAGCAAGCAGAUGGUCAGCAUCUUCGUGUCGGUGUGGACAAGGAGCAGCCUCCGCCGGCACGUCCGCCACCCUGGCGUCUCCAGCGUCGGCGCCGGCGUCCUCGGCCGGCUCGGCAACAAGGGCGCGGUGUCCGUCCGGUUCUUGCUUCAAAGCACGAGCUUCAGCUUCGUCUGCUGCCACCUGGCCUCAGGCGGCGAGGACGGCGACGCGCUACGCCGGAACGCUGACGCCGCGGGCAUCCUCUCCAGGACCAGCUUCGUCCGCUCCGGCGGCGCGCCGGCAGCACCGGAUGAGCUGCCCAAGAAGAUUCUUGGCCAUGACCGCGUGGUGUUGUUCGGGGACCUCAACUACCGGAUCGCCAUGGACGACGACGACGAGGCACGGCAGCUGGUGCGGCUCAGGAAAUGGAGCAUGCUGCUGGAGAACGACGAGCUGCUGCUGGAGCUCUCCAAGGGCCGUCAGUUCGACGGCUGGCACGAGGGCCACGUCACCUUCGCCCCGACCUACAAGUAUCGCCGCAACUCCGACCAGUUCUACUGGUGCGACCGGAUCCUGUGUCGCGGGAAGGGGAUGAAGCAGGUCCGGUACGAGCGCUGCGGUGGCUACCGGCUGUCCGAUCACCGCCCGGUGAGGGCCGUGUUCCACGUCGUGUGCGAACUGGCAGAAGGCAUGGAUGGUUAA